AUGUAUGUAACACCCUCUCAGCCUCGAAUAUCCUUUCUGGGAGAGGACGUUUCCCUGUUCCUUCCACAUUAUCAUUGGAGAAGUUCUGGAUUCGAACCCGACCGCACAAAUUUCCAUCUACUCGACGAGCGCCACCUUCCUCAUGCUUCUAUGCUGGCUCGCGACGCGGGCGUGCGGGAACUGCCACUCAUUGGUUUUCCGUAUCACGAAUUGGGUAACUUUGCUUGUCACACCUUCCCUGGUAUUCGUCGGCAGCACAUCGCUUCUGACUGGACGCCCCCUUGGAUGGCGGCCAACAUAGCUACUUCAACCCAUGCCAACGGUAACCCGCGCAUCUGGCGCAUGUGCGGAGGCAUCGACCUAACUGUACCCCUAUGUGACACGUUCCGCCGUGCUGCGCCCGCGGUGAAUUCCGGGCCCAGCAACUCUCCCAGAAAGGCAUUAAUAUUACACGCAACACACCAAUCAAAGCUGGGCCCUGGCUUGGACGCCAUCGGCGAGCAACACUUGAAUACAUCAGCCAACUCGCGGGAAAAGACAACUGGGCAUGUUUGUCACUCUACUGCUCGCAAGACGCACGGAUUUCCCUUGGACGUAAUCGUCGUCCGUCGUGAAGCGCAUCCCCGCCUGGCUAUUCGCUUCCUCACUGCGCCACGACUCAACCUUUCCAAUUAG
Cantharellus anzutake is the source of this 675-nucleotide messenger RNA. RefSeq lists its product as uncharacterized. Bases 1 to 675 code for a protein of 224 amino acids. The transcript has 5 exons. Lineage: Eukaryota; Fungi; Basidiomycota; Agaricomycetes; Cantharellales; Hydnaceae. The record is from RefSeq and is a predicted model, not a curated record.